UUGCAAAAUGAAUGUUUUCUUGCGUUUCCUCCCUGUCAUGGCCAUCAUUGUCAGUCGGCUUGUUCAAGUUGGAUUCGCCAUCGUUGCGGCUUUUUCGAUUCCCGAAGUUCGCCAGCUCUUGAACACCAACUACGAAAGAGUUGGAGACACCUUCUACGUUCCCAUCAAAGUAUGCAAGCCAACAGAAAUCACUUUGAACGGUACGACCAUCACCUUGGACCCGGACACUGGCAACGAUUGCCACUCGCUUGGUUUUCUCGUCAACGCUUGUGCCAUGUCAUUUCUCUUUGCGAUCGUUGCGGUUGGGGUCUUUGUCGUAUCGGAUCUCUUUGCUCGACGCGCGAAGGGAAGCUCCGCGACUGUUGUCGGGAUGGGACUCUUUUUGAUCUUCAUUCUCUUACAAGCGGCAGCUUGCACGUGGGCACUCUUCAGCGAAAGCCUGUUCUGGAUCGACUACUUUGAUGACGACAUUCUGGAGGAACACUUUGAAGAGCUGGGAAUCGAGAAGGUUGAUACACAUGGAAACUCCUGGAUGCUCAUGGCUACCGGAGGAGCCGCGGUUUUGAGUGCUGCUCUGUUACUGUUGGAGUCGUUGUGCUCGUUGUGCUGCUGCGGCAAAGGCAACGCCAAGGAAGAGGCCGCUGGAAGCGUGGAAGAGACAACAACUCGCAAGAACAACACAAGUGAACUUCCCAUUGUCGCCCCGCCAUCCUUCACCGAACGAACUGCUGGGUCUGAUGAUCCUCCUCAUCCUGGAACUGCCGCGGAAGAAGAGUCAAAAAACGAGCAACCCACUUGGACGAGCUGGGCAAAACCGUUCUAAAGACCAUUGGCAAUGCGAUCAAGCAUUAUUGGCCUACCGGUGCAGUGCCAUGCCGGUGCCGUAGAGCGAUCGAAAGAGCGAUCAAACGAGCAACGUUUACACUCACGAAGUUUAUUCAAUACUAGCAAUAAACCCAAGCAAACCUGCUGCCCAGAAGAAUGAUCGACUGAGUCACUCUUCGACUGACUCGUUCUCUAGCUAGGAAGUUCUACCAGUAGUACCAGGAACACAAGAAGUGUGGUCACAUUAAAGGAGAGCGUCUCGUCUGGUUUCAAAUGUUUUCGCGGGCUAGGACGUAAAGUCAAGCUAGCCAAUGCGACGAACCCCAUGGGAUUUGCAUCCGUCCAUGUGAUGGUACCGGUACUCCGAGUGGCUCCUCAAUGCUGCCCCGCAACUACCUACCGGUGGUAGCACCGGUACACGCUGUGAGGGAGCGGGCUUCCACGAUGAGUCGAGUCUCGGGCUGGCACUCCCUUACGAUAUCUCUAAUUGUUCGACGCGACUGACCGUCACUCGCAAGCAAGGAGUAGCUUCGAUUGUCUGACGGCAAGGAGUGGUCUCGAUGUCGUCUCCUCUGUUUCGUGCUGGCAAUACCACAGAGAAUCAGAUAGAUGGAUUGAGAUCACAAUUUACUUAGCCGCAACAAAGCGAAACAAUCGAGGUUUGUUUGCUAUCUUCAACAUUCGGAAGGCCGCAGCGUUGUCACGAAACCCCGAGCUGCAUACACCGGAGCUCUUUACGACAGUAGUACCACACCUUUCUGAUUCACUGAUACCUCAAGAUGACACGAUCAGUCAAUAGCAUCACUCUUGCUGCGGCCUUCUUGUACGCCUGGUUCCCCGGAUCGGUGUUCUCUGAGAAAGACUUUGCAUUUGACAUCAGUCUCGAUGUCGACGACGUGGAAGUCGUUUUUGGCACUACUUCAUCAGGAAGCAAACAAUUGCAGUUCGCACUUGACUAUGAUUACUCUGGUCCGUUGCCUGUCAAUGAGCCGAUGGUGAACUUUGGGUUUGACAUACGCAAGUCCGAUUGCUUCUCCGAGCCUCUUGAAACGCCUGAUCCCGUCCAACUGGCCACGCUCGACGAUGUGGCAUUUGACACGAGCGUCUCUGGAAAGGUCAGCGUUCGUCUGGAU
Messenger RNA from Seminavis robusta, 1958 nucleotides. The record is from the annotation of a GenBank genome assembly. Lineage: Eukaryota; Bacillariophyta; Bacillariophyceae; Naviculales; Naviculaceae.